UCAAGACUCGCGGAGGUUUUAACGUUUUGUGACAAUUCUUGCAUAGGUAGUGUAGGACGUAUGGCGUUAGUAUGAUCAGAAUGAAAUUAGAGUCAUAGUUAGAAGGUAGUCUUAAACAUUGUAAAGAUUGUAACACUUGUGCUCCUGUAUUCAAAUCAUUAUUACUUCGUUCCAUAAGUUAUUUAAUUCACAUUUGUAUUUAGUAUCUAAAGCCAUAGACGACCGUUACACAGAGAACAUGGCUACCUUUCGAAUUAAUCAAGAUCAAGAAAAUUGUGGCCCAAAUUUGAGGCAAACCCAAAAGGAACAAUCUCAGCAGCAAAGGAGGCCCGUUUUGGGUGUGAUAAAUAAAAACACAACCCGAAUUCCUUCACAGAAGCCCAAACAGGAAAUUACAUCUCAGGAUGAAAACCUGUGUGCUAAGCAGAAAAGCACAAUACAGAUAGUACAGAAGGCACCAUUUACGAUUCAUGAAGACAAAUUAGUUGAAGAGAAGUCUGUUGUUCUAAGGGAUAGUAAACCUCAAGCAUCAUGUAUAAAUAAUUGCAGAAUAAGACAGUUUGGUUUACCAGCAACUGUAACAAAUCUUCAUCGGCAACCACUACAGGAGAUUAGUAUUAAACAUGAUAUCUUUGAAGAAGAUAGUACAGGUGGUUCCCCAAUGUCUUUGGACAGAUCUGGUAUUCUGGGUACCCCAAUCAAGCAGGGGUCAAAGUCGGCACAGGAAUUGCUUCUGGAUAUUGAUGAAUACAAGGAGGAAAUUUAUCUGUACUUACGUGAGGCAGAGACUCGCCAUCGUCCGAAGCCUGGAUAUAUGAGGAAGCAGCCUGACAUUACAUACGCAAUGCGUUCAAUUCUGGUGGACUGGUUAGUGGAAGUAGCUGAGGAAUAUCGAUUGCAGACUGAGACAUUGUAUCUUGCUGUAUCAUACAUUGAUCGCUUUCUAAGCUUUAUGUCUGUUGUUCGUGCUAAGUUGCAACUUGUUGGCACAGCUGCGAUGUUCAUUGCUGCGAAAUAUGAAGAAAUAUAUCCUCCUGAUGUGAGAGAAUUUGUGUACAUCACUGAUGACACAUACACGAAGAAACAGGUACUGCGAAUGGAGCAUCUAAUUCUUAAAGUUCUUGCAUUUGAUCUCUCAGUUCCAACAACAUUGAGUUUCAUCACAAGCUUUUCAGUUUCUAAUGAUCUUUCAGAAAUGACGAUGUUCCUUGCCAUGUACCUGGGUGAACUGUCACUUCUAGAAGCAGAUCCAUAUUUACAAUAUGUUCCAUCUGAAUUGGCAGCUGCGUGCAUAGCGCUUGCACGACACACACUAGAUCAAGAAGCGUGGCCCGAAGAUUUAGAAAAGUCAACUAAAUACAAGUUUGAGGAUUUAAAAUCUUGUAUUUCUCAUUUGAAUCAGACCUAUUCAAAUGCGAGUGUGCAUCCUCAGCAAGCAAUCAGGGAAAAAUACAAGGCUAAUAGGUGGCAUAAUGUUUCGUUAAUGACUCCACGUACACCAGCAUUAUGCUGACUGCAACCAUUGCAUCGUUGCACACUAAUAGGAAUUACGUAGUAAGACGCCGUGGUUUGGAGGAGAGAAAUUGUCUGCUACAUUACAAUCGGUAGAGUAUAACACUUGUGAUUGUCACCUGAAGCAACUGAGUUUUUUUUAAUAUCUUUUCUUGACUGACAUCUUGUACACAUGUUCCAAUGAGAUUGAUACAUGCAAGAGUUAUUUUUUUGUCUUAUAUUGUAUGUAUGUAUGUAUAGUCGGAUCAUUUUUAAUAUGAAUAUUAAGACAGCAAAGAAGUUUUAGAAAAGUGAGUAUUAGAAUUUUGAAAUGUGUAGUUAUUAACUUUGCCUUGGCAGUUGUAUUUUGGAAGCUGUUGGAUUUGUUAAAAUUUCGCUGUAUUCUGUUGUUGGACAAAUUUUUGAAUGUUUUGUUAGGAAUUCACCUAAAGACACAUUUCACAUUCUAAAAUGUAACACGAGUGAGUUUUACGUAGGUUGCGUGUUACCUCUUCAACAUGUUUUUAGCAUAUGUGAGGAAAUACGUAAGUAACACUAGAAUAAUCACUUCCAGAAAUAUUUGGUUUCAGUUUUUACAGGAGUUAGGAAUAAUGGAAAACCAUACAGCAUCUUUUUAUUGUGAUGAAACCUAGUUUUAAAGAAAAUAUAAAAUGAACCAGCACUGAAUUAGGUAAAACAGCUGAUAGUGUACUUUCAUUGUAUGUCACACUGGCUUGUUUGCAUGCAAGUCUUACAAAUUUAAAUGUUAUAAACUUAACAAAUUGAACUUGUCAUCAGCAUAAUUCAGUCCUGCCAGCAUAAGAAGGGCUAAAUUUCCACAAUUUGUUUAGCACGUGUGUGUGUGUAUAUAUACCAGGUGAUUCAAAAAGGACUUUACAACUUUGAAA
Messenger RNA from Zootermopsis nevadensis, 2399 nucleotides. It is a transcript of the gene CycA, whose product is annotated as cyclin A. Gene Ontology annotation, biological process: mitotic cell cycle phase transition. Gene Ontology annotation, molecular function: cyclin-dependent protein serine/threonine kinase regulator activity. The record is from RefSeq and is a predicted model, not a curated record. NCBI's taxonomy places the organism in Eukaryota, Metazoa, Arthropoda, Insecta, Blattodea, Termopsidae.